AUGACAAAAAAAAGCAAAAUUUUUCUGUUCGAUGUAGAUGGGACCUUAACAAAAUCUCGAAAAACGAUCGAAAAAGAUAUGGUUGAUACAUUAUUGGAACUAAAAUCUAAAGAGGAAUGUUUAUUGGCAUUAGUUGGAGGAUCUGAUUAUAAAAAAAUUGUAGAGCAAAUACAAUAUCCUGAAAUGUUUGAUUAUAUAUUUUCAGAAAAUGGAGUAAUAGCGCAUAAAAAUAAUGAACAAUAUUUUUCGGAGAAUAUUAUAAAUUUUUUGGGAGAAAGCAAAUUAAGAGAUCUCAUAAAUUAUUGCCUUUUGUAUAUUGCCAAUUUAGAUAUUCCAAAAAAGAGAGGAACCUUCAUUGAACUACGAAAUGGAAUAAUAAACAUUAGUCCCAUUGGACGAAAUUGUUCAUAUAUAGAUAGAGAAGAGUUUUGUGUAUAUAAUUCCAAGCAUGACAUUCUUAAAACAUUUCGAUCGAAUUUAAUUAACGAGUUCGAGAAAUAUAACCUCGCAUUUUCAAUAGGAGGGCAAAUAUCAAUAGAUUGCUUUCCAAUAGGAUGGGAUAAGACAUUUUGUUUGAGGCACAUAGAAGGGAUAUCGAGUGAAAUAUAUUUUUUUGGAGAUAAAACAGAUAUAGGGGGAAAUGAUUAUGAAAUAUUUCACGACAAAAGAGUGCGUGGUUAUUCAGUUACAUGCCCAGAUGACACUAUUAAAGUUCUAAGGACCUUUUUAGACAAUUAA
Molecule: messenger RNA, 738 nt
Organism: Plasmodium yoelii
Lineage: Eukaryota; Apicomplexa; Aconoidasida; Haemosporida; Plasmodiidae
Product: phosphomannomutase, putative
Exons: 8
Coding region: 1-738 (245 amino acids)
Biological process (GO): mannose metabolic process; GDP-mannose biosynthetic process; protein N-linked glycosylation
Cellular component (GO): cytosol
Molecular function (GO): phosphomannomutase activity
Source: RefSeq, a predicted model, not a curated record